Molecule: messenger RNA, 666 nt
Organism: Miscanthus lutarioriparius
Lineage: Eukaryota; Viridiplantae; Streptophyta; Magnoliopsida; Poales; Poaceae
Source: the annotation of a GenBank genome assembly
AUGAAGAGCUCUCACUUGUGUUCCUACAUUCUUCUUCUAGGCAUCUAUGCUCCAAAAGUCCUAUCAGAUAAUCCUUCUCUGCAGGAUGUAUGCCCCAUAGCUCCCCAGGGUGAGCGGAAGCUGUUCAUGAAUGGUUUCCUCUGCAAGCAUCCCUGCACCAUCCUGGCCUCCGACUUCAAGACACUGCUGCUGAACCAUGCUGGAGACCUGGACAACAUAGUCCGGUCAUCGGUGAACAUGGUCACCACUACCGAGUUGCCAGGCCUGAACACCCUGGGCCUGUCGAUGGCGCGCACCGACAUCGCCCCCAAUGGGGUAGUGCUCCCCCAUUCUCACCCGAGGGCAUCGGAGAUUAUGUUCGUACAUGGUGGCAGUGUGGUGGUCGGCUUCUUGGAUACGAAGGGCAGGCUGUUCCAGAAGAGUCUUGGCGAGGGGGAGGUGUUUGUCUUCCCCCGUGGCUUGGUUCACUACAUCAUGAACUAUGGUUUUAGCCUUGCAACGACGUUUUCCGUGCUGAACAGUCAGAACCCAGGCGUGGUUGGCAUUGUCCAUGCAAUGUUUGCGACAGAUUCAGAUGUAGUUGAGGGGCUGAUGGCCAGAAUGUUUGAGUUUGGAGAGAUGGGAGUGAGUGACAACAUUACUGCUGGUUUCCCAUGGGCAUUCUGA